This is a messenger RNA of Miscanthus lutarioriparius, 2532 nucleotides long. The record is from the annotation of a GenBank genome assembly. Lineage: Eukaryota; Viridiplantae; Streptophyta; Magnoliopsida; Poales; Poaceae.
AUGGUGAAGUUCACGGCUGAAGAGCUCCGUGCCAUUAUGGACAAAAAGAACAACAUUCGUAACAUGUCUGUUAUUGCUCAUGUGGACCAUGGCAAGUCUACGCUUACAGAUUCCCUUGUGGCAGCUGCUGGGAUUAUUGCCCAGGAAGUUGCUGGCGAUGUUCGCAUGACUGAUACGCGCGCAGACGAAGCAGAGCGUGGUAUUACAAUCAAAUCUACCGGUAUCUCUCUUUACUAUGAGAUGACUGAUGAGUCACUGAAGAACUACAAGGGUGAGAGAGAUGGUAACCAAUACCUGAUCAACCUUAUUGACUCGCCUGGGCACGUUGAUUUUUCUUCGGAAGUCACAGCUGCUCUUCGCAUCACCGAUGGUGCUCUGGUGGUGGUUGACUGUAUUGAAGGUGUCUGUGUGCAAACUGAAACUGUGCUUCGCCAAGCCCUUGGUGAGAGGAUUAGGCCAGUUCUUACCGUGAACAAGAUGGACAGGUGCUUCCUUGAGCUUCAGGUUGAGGGCGAGGAAGCUUAUCAGACUUUCUCCCGUGUCAUUGAGAAUGCCAAUGUCAUCAUGGCAACAUAUGAAGAUAAGCUCCUUGGUGAUGUCCAAGUCUACCCAGAGAAGGGGACUGUUGCUUUUUCUGCUGGCCUGCACGGAUGGGCCUUUACCCUCACUAACUUUGCCAAGAUGUAUGCAUCUAAGUUUGGAGUUGAUGAAGCUAAGAUGAUGGAGAGGCUUUGGGGUGAGAACUUCUUUGACCCUGCCACCAAGAAGUGGACCACCAAGAACACAGGCUCUCCUACCUGCAAGAGAGGAUUUGUUCAGUUCUGCUAUGAGCCAAUCAAGCAAAUCAUCAAGACCUGCAUGAACGACCAGAAGGAGAAAUUGUGGCCCAUGCUGCAAAAGCUCAAUGUUACCAUGAAGGCUGAUGAGAAGGAAUUGAUUGGCAAAGCUUUGAUGAAGCGUGUUAUGCAAACGUGGCUACCAGCUAGCACUGCACUGCUCGAGAUGAUGAUAUUCCACCUUCCUUCCCCGGCAAAGGCUCAGAGGUAUCGUGUGGAGAACUUGUAUGAGGGACCCCUUGAUGAUGUCUAUGCAACUGCUAUCAGAAACUGUGAUCCGGAGGGUCCUCUUAUGCUGUACGUUUCGAAGAUGAUCCCAGCAUCUGACAAGGGCAGGUUCUUUGCCUUCGGUCGUGUCUUCUCAGGGAAGGUGGCUACUGGUAUGAAGGUUCGGAUCAUGGGUCCCAACUAUGUCCCUGGCCAGAAGAAGGAUCUGUAUGUCAAGAGUGUCCAGCGUACCGUUAUCUGGAUGGGAAAGAAACAAGAGUCGGUUGAGGAUGUUCCUUGUGGUAACACUGUUGCUAUGGUUGGUCUGGAUCAGUUCAUCACGAAGAAUGCUACACUCACUAAUGAGAAGGAGGUUGAUGCAUGCCCAAUCAGAGCAAUGAAGUUCUCUGUCUCUCCUGUUGUGCGUGUUGCUGUUCAGUGCAAGGUUGCCUCUGACCUUCCCAAGCUAGUCGAAGGUUUGAAGCGUCUGGCGAAGUCCGAUCCUAUGGUUCUCUGUACAAUGGAAGAGUCUGGUGAGCAUAUCAUUGCUGGAGCUGGUGAGCUUCAUCUCGAGAUUUGCCUGAAGGAUCUGCAGGAGGACUUCAUGGGUGGUGCUGAAAUUAUUGUUUCCCCUCCUGUUGUGUCCUUCCGUGAAACCGUUCUUGAGAAGUCCUGCCGUACUGUCAUGAGCAAGUCUCCCAACAAGCACAACCGUCUGUACAUGGAGGCGCGCCCCUUGGAGGAGGGUCUUGCUGAGGCCAUCGAUGAGGGCCGCAUUGGCCCACGUGAUGAUCCUAAGGUGCGCUCCCAGAUCCUCUCUCAGGAGUUUGGGUGGGACAAGGAUCUCGCCAAGAAGAUUUGGUGCUUUGGACCUGAGACCACCGGCCCAAACAUGGUUGUUGAUAUGUGUAAGGGAGUGCAGUAUCUCAAUGAAAUCAAGGAUUCUGUCGUGGCUGGUUUCCAGUGGGCAUCAAAGGAGGGUGCACUGGCUGAGGAGAACAUGCGCGGAAUUUGCUUUGAGGUCUGUGAUGUCGUUCUUCAUGCUGAUGCUAUCCACAGGGGUGGUGGCCAGGUCAUUCCCACUGCCAGGAGGGUCAUCUAUGCUUCUCAGCUCACGGCCAAGCCAAGGCUGCUGGAGCCAGUGUACCUGGUGGAGAUUCAGGCCCCAGAAAAUGCACUUGGUGGUAUCUACGGUGUUCUGAACCAGAAGAGAGGCCAUGUCUUCGAGGAGAUGCAGAGGCCGGGUACCCCGCUCUACAACAUCAAGGCUUACCUCCCUGUCAUCGAGUCCUUUGGGUUCUCCAGCCAACUGAGGGCUGCAACCUCUGGUCAGGCGUUCCCCCAGUGUGUCUUUGACCACUGGGACAUGAUGGGCUCUGAUCCUUUGGAGGCUGGCUCCCAGGCUGCUCAGCUGGUGCUGGAUAUCCGCAAGAGGAAGGGUCUCAAGGAACAGAUGACCCCUCUUUCUGAGUUUGAGGACAAGCUCUAA